AAACACGGGCACUCCUGCAACAGAUAAAGCUCAUGUUACCAAGGUACGUAUGGAGGUUUCCAUCAGGAUUUUUGGUCGUCUUCACCCUUGUGACUUUCUUUUUCUUUCUUGGAAGAUAUCAAACUACCUUUAAAGGGAUUACUAAAAAAAUGGAAAUGCUAUCUGAACAAACUCAAAAUACAUCUUUCACCUUUCAGUCGGUAAAUACUUCAUUACAGUGCAAAGAAAAUACAUCAGUGGCCAAUAUUAAAGGUUUCUCUGGACUAUUCGAACACAUAAAGGACUUUCUAAAGUACAAACACUGUAGGAAUUUUCCAAUCAUUCAUGAUGCUCCUAUGAAAUGUGGUGGAUCUGAGCAAUCGGACAAGAUCUUUCUACUACUUGUGAUCAAGUCUUCACCCAAGUUCUACACUCGUCGACAGACCAUUCGUAAAACCUGGGGAGAGGAGCGAAAAUAUGAAGGAGUACAGAUCCGUCUGCUUUUUAUCCUUGGAGUCCAUUCAGAUCAGAAAGAAAGCAAGAAACUCCAACAGCUUCUUUCAAUUGAAAGUAAAGAAAAUGGCGACAUACUGCAGUGGGACUUUUAUGACACUUUCUUCAAUCUCACCCUUAAACAAGUCCUUUUCUUUGCAUGGUUACAGCAGAAUUGUCCUCAUGUAAACUUCCUUCUGAAUGCUGAUGAUGACGUGUUUGUUAAUUCUGAUGCUGUUGUACAGUAUUUAUUAAGUCUAAAUGGAAACAAAGGUGAUAAACACUUGUUUGUCGGACAGCUUGUUACAGUUGUGUUUCUGGAGACUAGAAAGUCAAGCAAGUAUUAUGUACCAGAACAAGUAACCUCAAGAAGAAGGUUCCCUCCUUAUUGUGCAGGUGGUGGUUACCUGCUGUCAGCUUUUACAGCCAGGCAUAUUCACAAGGCAUCUCUGAAUGUUGCAUUUAUUCCAAUUGAUGAUAUCUACAUUGGGAUGUGUCUGGACUGGGCAGGACUGAAACCGGAGUUGCAUGUAGGCAUCCAAACAGGAGAUCAAAAGGUCCCUUCUAAUUUUCAGAAUUCAUUUGAUCCUUGUUAUUAUAAAGAGCUUCUUGUGUUUCAUCGCUUUACACCUUAUGAGAUAUUUGUUAUGUGGAAGGCCAUACACGACCCAGACACAAAAUGUGGCUUCUCUCCAAAAUGAAAGUCUGUAUACUUCCAUAGUUUUUUUAAUUAUUUAUAAUAUGUCAGUAAGAAGCAUCAUGUCCUCCUGUAAAUGGGGAAGACUCUUGCCACAGACUAGUAAAUUAACUUUUACUUAGUGGUAUCAGGCAUUGUCUAUUUUUCCUCAUGUGAUUGGUAUCUCUAUGCCAUUGCUGGUAGUAGCUGAUGACCACACCUUUAUAAGGUUAGCACAUGCUGUCUUCAGUUCUUUACAAUCUUUGACCUCAGUUUACACAGCUGCAUUUUUAUUUGCAAGUAUCUUGGUAACUUUUUCCACUAUUAUUGUGGUUGACCAUAUAUGUAAAAGUUAAUUUGUUACUGUGGUUUAAGAAUUUACAACUUAGUUAUAUGGCAGAGAAACUAUGAUAUUGAAUGGUAGAUGUUCCCAGUGUG
Messenger RNA from Protopterus annectens (West African lungfish), 1585 nucleotides. RefSeq names its product N-acetyllactosaminide beta-1,3-N-acetylglucosaminyltransferase 3-like. The coding region runs from base 33 to 1172 and encodes 379 amino acids. Gene Ontology annotation, cellular component: membrane. The transcript has 2 exons. Gene Ontology annotation, molecular function: hexosyltransferase activity. Lineage: Eukaryota; Metazoa; Chordata; Ceratodontiformes; Protopteridae. The record is from RefSeq and is a predicted model, not a curated record.